AUGGAUGCUGAGCAGGUCGCUCCGAAUUGGGAUCAAAUUCCACAAAUUUUCAAGUUGGAUCUUAUCAAGCGCCUAGAUUUCAAAUCAUGGUUUGUUGGUUUUGAGCUGAAAUUUCUUUUUUUCUACAACUAGAAAUUAACAUUCCCGCAUUUUCAGCUGUAACUUCCGAAAGUGUGCAAGUGCUGAACGAGGGCUUGUUGAUCGACGUCCGAUUUCUCUGGAGUUUGCCGGUAUUUCCGCUCCCUUGAUUUCGUCUUCGCAUGUUUCCCACUUCAAACUGAGCAACUUUUCGGACAACAGGACUUAUAUUGCAAAUGUGAAAUACCCGACGGAAAAUGCGAUCGCCGACUUCCUAUUUCUCUUCAAUAACAAAACGUCGCUCGUCAAACGUGUGGAUAUCGGAAACUUCAAUCAAUUGGAGCUUCUCCCUCUUUUUAUCAGCAAACUGUCGGAGAAACUCAAAGAACUCGGACCUGGAUUCAAAAUCAGAGCCCAGCAACUAGGCUGGAAAUCGUACACGUAUUCUGGAGAAGAGUUCUUGGACGUAUUCAAAUGGUUCGAUGCUAAACUUUUGGAGAAAGUGGAGAUCUCUACGAUGGAAAGAUGGUCUGAUGACAAAAUGAAUGAAAUCGGAGAGACUGAGCAGUGGAAGAACUUGAAGCGAGUUCACGUUCUCAACGACGUUCCCAUCUCGAUCCGCCACUUUCUGCACUUGGAGUCAUUCGAGAUUCAGAAGAAAAAUGCGACAGCGUGUGAUUACUGGGAAGUGAUAAUGGUUAGUUAAGAUUGUUCUCAACAUUAUAAUACAAUCAGAACAAUUUCAGAGCUACCGAAACAGAGAUCUGCCCGUCGAGAGUCACUUUAGAAUGCUUUCAAAUAGUACAUUGCUAUACGAACAAGUUUACGCCAAGUUUGACGUCCCAAAACACCACGAGGAAAUGCUAAGAGCGUGAGUUAAAGGAAAUCCAGUUUUGCAACAGUAUUAACUUGAGGUUUAAGAAUACAAUUCCUACUUGGCGUUGAAGUUAGUGUACAUUGAUAAAUAAGGGCGAAAUUAGCCAGGAUAAAUCCGAAAAAAUAAAAAAGUACAGGUUGAUGAACGUUGAAGGUUGAAAUAAUGUAUAGAGAACACAAGUCAUUAUAAAAUUUAGUUUGACUCUCCACCUUACGGGGGUAUAAAACUCUCAUUAAAAUAAAGUGCUUGUUUCAGCCGCAAUUACACCUACCAUCACAUCCAAAAGUUCCCGACAAUCAACAAGGACAACGUUCUGCUUGUUCUUUUCAAUAGCUGGUCAGUUGAAGGAGUCGUCUGCCGAGAGAAUCACUUUGUUGAAGACAUCAAGAUUGCCUUCAGCUCGUGA
Molecule: messenger RNA, 1361 nt
Organism: Caenorhabditis sp. 36 PRJEB53466
Lineage: Eukaryota; Metazoa; Nematoda; Chromadorea; Rhabditida; Rhabditidae
Source: the annotation of a GenBank genome assembly